Molecule: messenger RNA, 459 nt
Organism: Cannabis sativa
Lineage: Eukaryota; Viridiplantae; Streptophyta; Magnoliopsida; Rosales; Cannabaceae
Exons: 3
Coding region: 111-449 (112 amino acids)
Biological process (GO): proteolysis
Molecular function (GO): cysteine-type peptidase activity
Source: RefSeq, a predicted model, not a curated record
UUUUCAAGUUUUACGACCCAGAGCUUCUCAUAGUGCAUGGGAUCAACGAUGAAGAAAAGAGUCAGUCUUUUGACGAUGCGGCAAGACGAUUGGCUAAUUGGUUAUCAUUAAUGAACAACAACCACCAAAUGUUCUUUAUUCCUUGGAAUAUCGGGAUGCAUUGGACGCUAGUGGUGGUUACGCCAAGGAAAAUUAUCCAUUUAAACCCUAUAAGUGGCCGCCCAAUUCCCGAAGUAAUAGAACAAAUGAUCGGAAGGGCAUUCAUGUAUAUAGGGAACGCACAUGACUAUCUUGGCCCGUGGCAAGGAAUUAACCAAGCAAACUGUCCAAGACAACCUAAAAGCCAAGAAUGCGGUUUUUAUGUUUUGAAAUAUAUCACUGACAUCGUCGCACGUGCCAACCCCAACCGUUACAUACAAGAUCAAAAAGCUGUAAGUUUUAAUUAUUGAUUAUAGUAUA